AUGGCCGAGCAUAACGCAGCAACCCUGAACGGCCGCCAGAGCUGCCCCAACAUCCACGUCUUCGGCGCUCGCGAGACCACCGCUGCUGCCGGCUACGGUUCUUCUAGCACCUUCGUCAACGCAAUCCUCAAAGCUUACCCAGGCUCAACAUCCGAAGCUAUCAACUACCCAGCCGCAGGCGGUGAUAGCUAUGCCUCUUCUGUCCAACAAGGAACACAGAACAUCGCGAACCAGAUCAAUGCUUUCAAUAAGCAAUGCCCAAGUGCGAAGCUGGUUGUUGUUGGGUACUCACAGGGCGCUCAAAUCGGAGACAAUGCACUCUGCGGUGGCGGUGAUCCCAAUCAAGGCGUCACCUAUACCAAUUCUUUGAUCUCGAGUUCAGCAGCCAGUGCGAUCAAGGCGGUGAUCUGGGCUGGUAAUCCACGUAACUCACCCGCAGAGUCGUCAUUCCAUGUUGGAACUUGUACUGCUGGUGGUUUCGAUCCUCGACCGAGUGGGUUCACAUGCCCGUCUUAUCAGUCGAAGAUUCGGUCUUACUGUGAUGCGCUUGAUCCAUACUGCUGCAAUGGCAACAACGCAACCACGCAUCAGGGGUACGGCAAUGAGUAUGGCUCGAAUGCCUUGGCUUUUGUGAAGAGCAAGCUUGGCUAA
This is a messenger RNA of Zasmidium cellare ATCC 36951, 651 nucleotides long. RefSeq names its product carbohydrate esterase family 5 protein. Gene Ontology annotation, molecular function: hydrolase activity. The transcript is spliced from 5 exons. Lineage: Eukaryota; Fungi; Ascomycota; Dothideomycetes; Mycosphaerellales; Mycosphaerellaceae. The record is from RefSeq and is a predicted model, not a curated record. Bases 1 to 651 code for a protein of 216 amino acids.